This is a messenger RNA of Daucus carota subsp. sativus, 1116 nucleotides long. RefSeq names its product bZIP transcription factor 11. Gene Ontology annotation, biological process: positive regulation of DNA-templated transcription. NCBI's taxonomy places the organism in Eukaryota, Viridiplantae, Streptophyta, Magnoliopsida, Apiales, Apiaceae. The transcript has a single exon. Gene Ontology annotation, cellular component: nucleus. The record is from RefSeq and is a predicted model, not a curated record. The coding region runs from base 450 to 962 and encodes 170 amino acids. Gene Ontology annotation, molecular function: DNA-binding transcription factor activity; transcription cis-regulatory region binding.
UCAGACUACUUCACAAAGUCCCUUCCUCCUCUCCUCUCAUUUCUCUCAUUUCUCACUUUAGCCUCUUGUAAGUUUCUUGAAAUUUGUUUCAAGAAAACAUAGGAUUUGGACUUGAUCCGAUCCAAGACCCUUCAAAUUAUAAGCUUUGUUGUUUUUCCAAAAAAAUCUUGAUGCUAAAUCAAUAUUUGUUGAUGUAUGAAAUUGAUGUCUCAAAUUCUUAGUGAACUAUUUUUGUGUGGGUUUAUGAUCAAUUCUGUAUACAAGCGCAGGACUCAUCUGGUUUCAUCUUUCUCAGUUGUCUUCCUCUACUGGCUCUACUUUGUUUCAUAGCUCCAAAUUAAUUUAUAAGCAUUAAUAAUAUUAAUAUUAUUAUAUAUUUCUACAUAUAUCUACAAAUAAUCUAAAUCAUUAUAUUUAACUAUCUGGGUAUUUUUAUUUUUCAAUAAACCAUGACUUCCUCUAGUGGAACAGCAACAACAACUUCCUCAGGGUCAUCUCUGCUUCAGAACUCAGGCUCUGAGAAAGAUCUGCAGGUACUAAUGGAUGAGAGGAAAAGAAAGCGCAUGAUAUCGAACCGUGAAUCAGCAAGAAGAUCAAGAAUGAGGAAGCAGAAGCAUUUGGAUGAUCUGAUGGCUCAGCUCAACCAGCUCAAAACAGAAAAUGAGCAUAUCAUGACAAGUAUGAGUGUCACUACUCAACAUUUCCUCAACAUAGAGUCUGAGAACUCAGUCUUGGCAGCCCAAGUGGCUGAGCUUUCAAACAGACUGCAGUCACUCAAUGAGAUCAUCAGCUUCAUGGAUGCAAGGAAUGCAAAUCUUGGGAGUGUUCAAGACCAUGCUUACAGUGUUUUUGGUGAUGAGCCAUCUUGUGAUAACAUGUUCAUCAACAUGAACAUGCCAAUGAAUUAUUUGUAUGCAAACCAGCAUCCUAUAAUGGCAUCUGCAGAUGGGUUACAGUACUGAUCUCAACAUGGACCAUCAGGUUGCUAUGGAGAGGAUAAUUAUAAUUUAAAAUAAUUUGUAUGAGAGUAAUUUGGUGUUGAGCAAUAAGUAGUGAGAUAUGGGGUUCUUGUAAAUGGGCUUCUUUUUCUCAAUUAUUAUGGGUGUUCAAGAGUUA